UCGGCCCGCCAUUUUACUACGCACAUCAUCUCUUUUUGGUCGGUCCGGUAACCAUGGUCAACAAAUGGCGGAUAAUGUGUAGAGAAUGAUCUGUCGUGUCUCCGUCCUUCACUUUUAAAAUGCCGGCGUGUGCAUCUAUAAACUGCACAAACAGACAACUACGAGGAUGUGGAAAGACAUUUCAUGUCUUUCCAUUCAGCCAACCCGAGAUUUUAAAGAAAUGGGUAAUCAGCAUGAAGCGGGACAAUUGGAGCCCUUCAAAGAAAAGUGUGCUUUGCUCCGAUCAUUUUGAGCAGUCAUGCUUUGAUAGAACGGAACAGACAACCAGACUCAAAGCAGGUGUUGUGCCAACAUCAUUUAAAUUUCCAGUGCACCUUCAGAAGUGUACAAAGAAAAGAAAGCAACCCAAGGAAAGACUUCUCCCACCGGAUGCUGACAUACAAUGUGCAAAGGAACCCAUGGCAGAAGAAAUGACUACCCCCAGUGAUAUUUCAAUCAUACAAACAGAUCACACAUACUUCACCAAGGAAAGUCCACGAGCUAUGAAGCACAAGUUGGAUGUCACAUCUGCCAAGCUUUGCGAGAUGAAGAAACGAUUGAAGGUCUCGCAACAGAAAACAAGACGCCUUCAUAAAAGGUAG
Molecule: messenger RNA, 641 nt
Organism: Asterias rubens (European starfish)
Lineage: Eukaryota; Metazoa; Echinodermata; Asteroidea; Forcipulatida; Asteriidae
Product: THAP domain-containing protein 1-like
Exons: 3
Coding region: 120-641 (173 amino acids)
Source: RefSeq, a predicted model, not a curated record